Eurytemora carolleeae is the source of this 559-nucleotide messenger RNA. RefSeq names its product fatty acid-binding protein. Gene Ontology annotation, cellular component: cytosol; nucleus. Gene Ontology annotation, molecular function: fatty acid binding. The record is from RefSeq and is a predicted model, not a curated record. NCBI's taxonomy places the organism in Eukaryota, Metazoa, Arthropoda, Copepoda, Calanoida, Temoridae. Gene Ontology annotation, biological process: fatty acid transport.
GUUCUUCUGAUUUGCUUUUCAGCACAAGUUGAGGCAGGGAAAUAUCUCCCAGAUCAGAUGCUGGGAGAGUUUAAGUUGGAGACCAGUGAGGGGUUUACUGAUUUUAUGUAUGAAAUUGGUGUUCGUUGGAUUAAACGCCAGAUAGCCUGUACCCUGUACCCAGUACAGCAGAUUAAAGAGGCAGAUGACGGUGAAAUAUCUGUUGAUACUCUGACAACUUUUAAGAGUCUGUACACAAAAUUCAAGCUUAACGAACCAUGGGAGGAAUAUACUGGGGACGGAAGGUACACUAAAACCACGACUACUGUACAAGAUUUAAGUCUGAUAAAAGUACAAAUACCAAAACCUGAUGCGACUUUUAACAAGACUACUCGAGAGGUUCGCCAGUUUAGUCCUGAUGGUCAAACAAUGACUGUAAUCAACACUAUUGAAGGACUACCCAACAAAAAGAGUGUCAGAGUUUACAAGAGGACACAGUAGAUCAAAAAAUAGUAUUUUAAUUUAAGUAUGUUUUGUAAAAACUGUUAAUUUGCUUAAAAACAUAAAACAUAAAAUACCC